AUGCAGAUGCACAUGUGGGGACACGGGUCGCAGUACCGCCGCGGGCCGGACUCCCUCCGCGGCACGCAGCCGGCGGCGAUGCUCCGGCUCCCGUGCUUCUGCUGCGCGCCGGGGUGCCGGAGCCACGUGGACCACCCGCGGGCGUGGCCGCUCAAGGACUUCCGGACGCUGCAGACGCACUACAAGCGCAGGCACUGUGCCAAGCCAUUCCUCUGCCGCAAGUGCGGCAAGGCGCUCGCCGUGCGCGGCGACUGGCGCACGCACGAGAAGAACUGCGGCCGCCGGUGGCACUGCACCUGCGGCUCCGACUUCAAGCACAAGCGCUCGCUCAAGGAUCACAUUCGGGCCUUCGGGCAGGACCACGUCGAGCGGCCGCCCGCCGCCAAGAUGGGACCGUCGAGCCAUGGACGAUAA
Triticum turgidum subsp. durum (durum wheat) is the source of this 414-nucleotide messenger RNA. NCBI's taxonomy places the organism in Eukaryota, Viridiplantae, Streptophyta, Magnoliopsida, Poales, Poaceae. The record is from the annotation of a GenBank genome assembly.